Molecule: messenger RNA, 455 nt
Organism: Dicrocoelium dendriticum
Lineage: Eukaryota; Metazoa; Platyhelminthes; Trematoda; Plagiorchiida; Dicrocoeliidae
Source: the annotation of a GenBank genome assembly
AUGGUCAAACCUGGCACUCUGUAUCUGGAUAUCUUGGCCGACUUAAGGCAACAGCUUCCGCAUCACCCGUUGGCCGUUUAUCACGUUUCCGGUGAAUAUGCUAUGCUCAUGCAUGCUGCGGAUGCGGGAGCGGUGGAUUUGAAACAAGCCGCACUCGAGAUCAUGACAGCUUUCCGAAGAGCAGGUGCCUCAAUAAUCAUCACAUAUUUGACUCCGUAUCUGCUGGAUUUGGACCUCGAUGAUGCAUGUGGUUGAUAACUUUUUUGAUGUGUACAUUUUUUCUGAAAGCGAACGGAAGCAUAUGAACGGUAUCCGCAUAUCUGCUUGACCUUAGUUUACCUUUCGGAUUUCAUAUUUCAAUCAACUUCGAAUCGUGAUAUUUGCUCUCAUGGCUUAUUGAGAUCAGUGAAAAAUAACAACCCUUGCACUUGUUUUCUUGACUCAUAAAGAUUUAC